AUGUUAGAAGAAGAAGCAGCUAUUUGGUGGAAGUCUAUGUUAGGAGUCUUAAGGACUCGAAAUACUAUUCAAGAAAAUGGGGAUGUACGGGUGACACCUAUUACUUGGGAACAAUUUAAGACUGCAUUUAAUGAUAAAUACUUUCCCAAGUACUGGAGAGAGGUGAAAAAGCAAGAGUUCUUAAAGUUGGCUCAAACAGAUGAUAUGUCCGUGGUACAGUACAAAGCCAAGUUUUCCAAGUUGAUAAAAUAUGUGCCCAUAUACACCAUUAACAAUUUUGAGAAGGCCCAGAAGUUUUUCCAAGGACUCAGAAAAGAAGUUAAGCAAGUUCUGUACGCAUGGAACAUUCGCACAUUUGAGGAUGUGGUCGAGAAGGCCAUUAUCGUUGAGAGGAACAUGAUGGCUCAAGGAGAACGGAAGCUCUGCAGUGAUUUGAAAAAAGAAGUGGAGAGUAAAGACAAGUCAACAAAGCCUCCAAUAGCCCAAUUCAAGAAGCCGGAAGGAGCCAAAUUUAAAAAGGAAAAGUAUUGCAAGAAGUGCCAGAAAAGACAUGCUUGCAAUAAGUGUGGGACCAAAAGUAAGGGAGCAGGUUGCUUUGUUUGUGGAGAAACUGGACAUUUUACGAGAGACUGCCCCUCGAGGAAAACAUUGAAGAUCGAGGAAGGGCCCAAAAGGGAGGUGACAUGUUAUGCUUGCAAACAGCGGGGACACUAUGCAUAG
Diospyros lotus (date-plum) is the source of this 720-nucleotide messenger RNA. RefSeq lists its product as uncharacterized. Lineage: Eukaryota; Viridiplantae; Streptophyta; Magnoliopsida; Ericales; Ebenaceae. Gene Ontology annotation, molecular function: nucleic acid binding; zinc ion binding. The transcript has a single exon. The record is from RefSeq and is a predicted model, not a curated record. The coding region runs from base 1 to 720 and encodes 239 amino acids.